AUGGUUAUGGUGUCCCCUUCAACUGAGGAGCACAUGACGUCUUGCAAAGAUAUAUAUAAUGAAAUAGCGCAUGGCUUUGAACUCUCAUGGCUUCUUCAUGCAUGUUCAGAAAGUUGCCCAUCAUGGGAAAUUUCUUGCUGGGAGAACUGCACCGGCACUGGAAUUCAAAGUCCACGACCAGAUGAAGAUGGUGAUGAUCUGAUCACAUUUAAGAUGUUCCAUGGAGAGAUAUGGGCGAUAGCUAAGGAUUUUGGAUAUAAAGACAGUGCGGAAUUCUAUGAUAUUGUUGCACAGAUUAGGAAAGUUGUUCACAUAGGAUGCGAUGAUAGCCUGUUAGGGAUUAUGCGUACAGAACAAUUGCAAAAGCUUGGUGAUGUGCAUGUUCAAGAGCUUGGUGAUGUGCAUGUGCAAGAGCAAGAUGAUGUGCAUGUGCAAGAGCAAGAUGAUGUGCAUGAGCAAGAUGAUGUGAAUGUGCAAGAGUCUGAAGAUGAGGAAGCAAACACUGUUGAUUAUACAAAGGAUGAUAUCUGGUUUGAUGGUUAUGUUGAUGAUAUCACUGUUGAUAUGGAUCCAAAUGCUGAGGAAGAUAAUGACGGAGAUGUCACUGGAGGCACUUACAUGCCCAAAUACAUCUUUAGAUGA
This is a messenger RNA of Prunus armeniaca (apricot), 642 nucleotides long. NCBI's taxonomy places the organism in Eukaryota, Viridiplantae, Streptophyta, Magnoliopsida, Rosales, Rosaceae. The record is from the annotation of a GenBank genome assembly.